Molecule: messenger RNA, 1815 nt
Organism: Fragaria vesca subsp. vesca
Lineage: Eukaryota; Viridiplantae; Streptophyta; Magnoliopsida; Rosales; Rosaceae
Product: pentatricopeptide repeat-containing protein At5g13770, chloroplastic-like
Exons: 1
Coding region: 1-1815 (604 amino acids)
Molecular function (GO): protein binding
Source: RefSeq, a predicted model, not a curated record
AUGGCCAUCUCCAGUUCUUCUCCAAGUUCUGGAGACUGGUCAUCUUUGCCUUCUUUCAUAUCUUGCAGAAAAUCCCACAAAACACACAACCUCCAUUCCUUCUUUUCCAUUCCCAGAUGGACCAAUCUUCGAGCUAAUUUCCAAGUCAUCAACUCCUCUAGCUGCCCUUCUCCAAUUCUCGAAGAUCAAUCAUCGACCAACUUGUCACUCAUAGACCUGAAACUUCAACAACAUCAGACCCCGGAUGCCGGAAAGUUGAAUGAAUUCCUAUGUGAGCUGUUUCAAGAUCCAGAGAAGGAAGCAAUGGGGUAUGAACAGUAUGAGAAGGCCAAGAAGGUCGCAGAAUUCAGACCAAACAAGUCAACAUUGGAGCAUGUAACGAGGUAUUUGGUACGAUCCAAGAAAUGGGAUUCAAUUCUUUCGGUUUGUACUGAUUUCAAGACUUAUGAUUUGCUGCCUGAUAGAUAUACAUGUUCUAGAUUGGUUACUAGCUGCAUUAGAGCUAGGAAGUUCAAGGUUGUUAGGACUUUGCUUCAAGUGUUUAAGUCUGACGGCGAUGUUGCUCUGCCGGCCUUGGAUUCCGCAAUGAGAGGCUACAAUGAGCUUCAUAUGUAUAGAAGUACAAUGUCUGUGUUUGAAGAAAUGAUAUCUGCUGGAAUUGGACCGGAUUCCGGGUGUUAUUGUAGGAUAAUGGAAGCUUAUUUCAGAAAAGGUGACCAUAAAAAAGUUGUUGAGUUAUUUCAGGAUUUGAAAAGUAGGCAAUUAGAUUUGACACCAUUGUCAAUUCAGAUUCUAUGCCAAUCUUUAGCCAAAUUGGGGAAGCCUCUAGAAGCUCUAGAGAUUUUUCGAAGUGUGACAAAGGAAGGCGUUUCUUUAGACUCUUCAAAGAUAUAUUCUGUUUUGAUUAGUUCAUUUGCGAGCAUUCGAGAUGUGAAGGUGGCUGAAGAGCUAUUCAAAGAAGCAGAAACCAAGAAAAUGUUGAGGGAUCCGACGGUGUUUUUGAGACUGAUCACAAUGUAUGUUGAAGAAGGGUUGCUGGAUAUGACUCUUGAAGUAGUUAAGGCAAUGAAGGGUGCAAAUAUCAGAGUUUCGGAUAACAUAUGUUGCGCAGUUGUGAGUGGCUUCUCCCGGAAAAGCACGCUUCUGAAUGCAGUUAAAGUGUUUGAAGAUUUGAUCUUAAUGGGAUGUGAACCCGGGCAGGUAACAUACGCUUCAGUAAUCAAUGUGUAUUGUCGUCUUGGGCUUUAUUCUAAGGCUGAGAUGGUAUUUAGGGAGAUGGAAGAAAAAGGAUUUGAUAAAUGUGUGGUGGCGUAUUCAAGCAUGGUUGUUAUGUAUGGGAAGACAGGAAGGCCAAGAGAGGCAAUGAGGCUUGUCGCCAAGAUGAAAGAAAGAGGGUGUAAGCCAAAUGUGUGGAUCUACAAUUCUUUGAUGGAUAUGUAUGGAAGGGAUAAUAAUACGAGGCACGUUGCAAAGCUAUGGAGCGAAAUGAAGAGAAGGAAGGUUGCACCAGAUAAGGUGAGUUACACUACUGUUAUAGGUGCUUAUAACAAGGCAGGGGACUUUGAAAUGUGCCUGAGGUUUUACAAUGAGUAUAGGAUUCAUGGUGGUGUUUUGGAUAAGACCAUGGCUGCAAUGAUGGUUGGGGUUUUCUCCAAGAGUGGUCGAGUUGACGAGUUAGUGAAGCUUCUGCGAGAUAUGAAAGCAGAAGGAACAGGACUAGACGUGAGGCUUUAUCGGUCUGCCUUGAAUGCUUUGGCAGAUUCUGGUCUGGAAAUGCAGGUGAAAUGGUUGCAAAGUAGCUUUGAGGUGACAUAG